AGUCCGUGAAGCGGGAAACAAAACCCGGCCUAACAAAGCCCGUCGCAGCGACCUCCGGGAGUUUCGGUCUGGCCAGGUCUAGACUCAGAGUCACCAGGGGGACAGGGACGGAGCGUAUCACUCUCGAUUUGUAAUGGACUCUAAACAUGCGACAUAAAGAGGAAGAUGGCAAUGCAGCGGCAGGACCUACCGCCGACAACAGGUAGUCGCACUAGUUGGUGCAGCAUCUCGGAUAGUUGUCAAUUUGCGGUUCUGGUGUUAAUGGUUUGUUAGUACGCGGCGGUGUCCUUGCUGUCUCGUCCUUGACGGUCAUAGUCAUAAGUCCGCCCAGCCAGCCCCUCGUCAGACUCACCGCAAUUAUGACGCUUGUGGUCGGUGUGUUUGCGGUAAUUUAGUUAUCUACCAGGACUUAAUGCGAUUUUCGCCGGAAAUAGCCAGUUGGCGGUCAGCCACAGAUCUUUGAUUUAGCAUGCACUAUUUAAAAACACAUUCGGCAGCCUAUAAGCCCGUUUUACUGUCAAUGCCCAGCGAUAAACACCCAGACAAUACAAUACUCUCGGCCCAUAAAUAUGCCCAGUCCUGCUCCAUCGAUUGGCGGUUGCAUGUUUAGCAAAUUACUCAACACGGUGCACGGCAGGCAGGCGGAGUAGCCCUCCGCUAGCCAUUAAAUAAAUUAUAACGAACUGCUGGCGAAAGAACGCCCCUUGCCUUUCGACGCUGAGCGCAAACAAAUUGCUCCCUGCCAAGAGCUCGCCCCGCCACGUGGGAGACGACACGCAGUCUGCAGUUUUUGUGGACAAGAAAUUUUGACAGUGGGAUUACGAUUACGGGACCCUGGGCGAAGGAGCAAGCCAUUUGCUCAAAGCAAAUGCCGCUGGGGGUUUCCUUUUCGGGACAAGGUCGCGUUAACCAGCUCGGAGGCGUUUUUAUCAAUGGUCGCCCGCUGCCCAAUCACAUUCGCCUUAAGAUCGUGGAAAUGGCGGCUAGUGGAGUUCGGCCCUGUGUGAUCUCGCGCCAGCUGCGCGUCUCCCACGGCUGCGUAUCAAAGAUUCUAAACCGAUACCAGGAGACGGGCUCCAUUAGACCCGGUGUAAUAGGUGGAUCUAAGCCCAAGGUAACCUCGCCCGAGAUUGAAACGCGGAUCGAUGAGCUGCGAAAGGAAAACCCCGGCAUAUUUAGUUGGGAGAUACGCGAGAAGCUGAUCAAGGAGGGCUUUGCGGAUCCCCCGUCAACGUCAUCGAUCAGUCGGUUAUUGCGAGGUAACGAUCGAGGCAGCGAAGAUGGUCGGAAGGACUAUACUAUACAUGGAAUUCUUGGAGGCCGUGACUCCGACAUAAGUGAUACGGAGUCGGAGCCUGGGAUUCCGCUGAAACGCAAGCAGCGGCGCUCCCGGACCACCUUUACCGCCGAGCAGCUGGAGGCCCUUGAGCGGGCCUUUGCCCGCACACAGUACCCGGACGUGUACACCCGGGAGGAGCUGGCCCAGACCACUGCCCUGACCGAGGCGCGCAUCCAGGUCUGGUUCUCCAAUCGUCGCGCCCGUCUACGCAAGAAUUCGGGCGGCUCGAGCUCCGGACUUUCGCCCAUGAACAGUGGCAGCUCUAGUGUGGGUGUUGGAGUGGGCAGUGGAGCGGCGGCGCCACUGGGCUUUGGGCCUUUGGGCGUGGGUUCCAUGGCAGGCUACAGUCCUGCGCCUGGCACCACCGCAAGUGGAGCUGGCAUGAACGAUGGAGUUCACCACGCCGCCAACGCUCCAAGUACCCACCACAGUGCAGCAGCGGCUGCUGCAGCGGCGCACCAUCAUACACAGAUGGGUGGCUACGAUUUGGUACAAAGUGCGGCGCAACACGGAUUCCCCGGGAGCUUCGCUCAGCCCGGCCACUUUGGGAGUCAGAACUACUAUCAUCAAGACUACUCCAAAAUGACCAUUGACGACUUCUCCAAGCUAACCGCCGACAGUGUCUCAAAGAUCUCGCCCUCACUGCACCUGAGCGACAACUACUCAAAGCUGGAGGCGCCUUCGAACUGGUACCAUCUUAACCAGUCGGCGGUGGCCGCAGCCAACUACAAUGCCCACGUAGCACAACACCAGCUCAACGACUACGCCGCUGCAGCGGCUCACGGCUCAGCGGCUGCCGCCUACAACCACCACCCCUUACCGGCGCAAGGUCAGGCCAAGUACUGGUCAUGAACUUUGGAUCCAGAGACAUCGCUUCACGAACGAGAGCCAAUCCAUUUUUGCGUUAGUUUUAUGCAUUUCAAUUAUCAGCAGAGGCACAUUUAGAUGUUAGGCAACUAUUUAUACAACGCAAAUGUGAAUAUGGAAAAUAACGCUUACUGCACGUGCAUUACAUGGCUUUUAUAGGCGCAUUAAGGCUGCCAGCGUUUCCAUACAAGCAUUUCGAAAAUAAAGCUACAAAUUAAUUUAUAUUUGUAAACCUUAGUAAUAAGAUAUUGUUAGCUUCAGUACAUGUCAGUACCGGCGAAAAUUCGUUUAAUAAAACCAAUGAUGUGGAAGAUA
This is a messenger RNA of Drosophila elegans, 2521 nucleotides long. RefSeq names its product protein gooseberry-neuro (gene gsb-n). Lineage: Eukaryota; Metazoa; Arthropoda; Insecta; Diptera; Drosophilidae. The record is from RefSeq and is a predicted model, not a curated record. The coding region runs from base 869 to 2191 and encodes 440 amino acids. Gene Ontology annotation, biological process: anatomical structure development; regulation of transcription by RNA polymerase II. Gene Ontology annotation, molecular function: RNA polymerase II cis-regulatory region sequence-specific DNA binding; DNA-binding transcription factor activity, RNA polymerase II-specific. The transcript has 5 exons.